AUGUCUGCUCUUUCUCACUCCCACCUCAAUAUUUCAACAUUUGUUCUCACUGGAGUUCCUGGUCUAGAAGUUUACUCCCUCUGGCUCUCCAUCCCCUUCUCCUCCAUCUAUGCCAUGGUGUUCCUGGGAAACUGUACGGUGCUCCAUGUGAUCAGGACUGAGCCAAGCUUGCACCAGCCCAUGUUCUACUUCCUGGCCAUGCUGUCCCUCACGGAUCUGUGCAUGGGACUGUCCACUGUGUACACGGUGCUGGGAGUCCUCUAUGGGUUCAUGCAAGAUAUCAGCCUGGAUUUCUGCAUUGCUCAGUCCUAUUUCAUCCAUGGUCUGUCCCUCAUGGAGUCCUCUGUCCUCCUGGCUAUGGCCUUUGACCGCUACAUUGCCAUUUGCAACCCUCUACGCUACUCCUCCAUCCUAACCAAUGACAAAAUCAUGAAAAUCGGGGUGGCAAUUUUGUGUAGAAGUUUUUCAUUCAUUUCUCCUGCCAUCAUCUGCCUGAAGUUCUUAAAUUACUGCCGUCCUCACAUCCUCUCUCACUCUUUCUGCCUGCACCAAGACUUACUUCGAUUGGCCUGUUCAGACAUCCGCUUCAACAGCAUCUAUGCUCUGGUUCUGGUGAUCAUGAACUUGCUGCUGGAUGCUGUGCUCAUCAUAAUCUCCUACAUUAUGAUCUUGCACACUGUCUUAGCCAUCGCAUCCCGGGAGGAGAGAAUGAAGUCCUUACAGACCUGUGUGUCUCACAUCUGUGCUGUUUUGGUUUUCUACAUCCCAAUCAUUGGUCUGACCAUGGUUCAUCGCUUUGGCAAACACCUCUCUCCUCUGGUUCAUGUCCUCAUGGGCAACAUCUAUAUCCUUUUCCCACCCUUGAUGAACCCCAUUAUCUACAGUAUCAAGACCCACCAGAUACGAAGGAGAGUGCAGAGGUUGUUCUCCUUGAAAACAGUCUAA
Messenger RNA from Marmota monax (woodchuck), 945 nucleotides. RefSeq names its product olfactory receptor 51V1-like. The transcript has a single exon. Gene Ontology annotation, molecular function: G protein-coupled receptor activity; olfactory receptor activity. The record is from RefSeq and is a predicted model, not a curated record. Lineage: Eukaryota; Metazoa; Chordata; Mammalia; Rodentia; Sciuridae. The coding region runs from base 1 to 945 and encodes 314 amino acids. Gene Ontology annotation, cellular component: membrane. Gene Ontology annotation, biological process: G protein-coupled receptor signaling pathway.